GGUCUUAAGGAGGUGUCUUCUACGGGGAUGUGUGUGCCCAGGCAGGAGAGGAGUGCACUAGGUAGACCAGGGCGACGUGUCAGGCAGGGACAUUAGUGUAGAAUGGGCGGAUGGGUGAACUUGGGGCAGGGGAUGUUGCUCGCGUGGCUGCUUGUUGUGCCCGGUUUGUCCCACGUUCGCCACUCUCUGCCGGUCCUAUGGAUCAUGCCACUGACAAACGAUCCGGGGGGGGCGAACCUCACAGCGUCGGUGUUGCCGGCCGUCGAGCUGGCUCUGGAUGACCUGAGCAGGCAGCAGACCAACCUAAGAAACUACGAGAUCAACUUUCACGUCAUAGAUUCAGAGUGUGAUACUGCCAAAGGACUUAAAGCCUUCUUUGAUGCCAUAUGCUUUGGGCCAAAAUACUUAAUGAUCUUUGGAGGUGUGUGUUCAUCUGUGACGUCUGUCAUUGCCAGAUCACUCCGGGGAUGGAAUCUUGUGCAGCUAUCUUUUGCGGCAACGGCGCCUGUUUUAGAUGAUGAAAAAAAGUAUCCCAACCUCUUCCGGAUGGUUACAACGGACCACACAGUCAAUCAGGCAGUAGUGAAGAUCCUACAGAACUACAAGUGGAGUCAUGUAGGCACUCUGACCCAGGAUAUACAGAGGUUCUCUGAGAUAAGGAGUGAUCUGUCUAAGCAACUGAAAAAGGCUGACGUUGUGGUUUCUAUCACUGAAAGCUUGUCUGCGGACACUUGUGUUAAUGUUAAGACAUUUAAGGAUAUGGAUGUAAGAAUAAUUAUAGGGCUAUUUGAUGAGAAUUCAGCCUCCAAAGUCUUCUGCUGUGCGUACAUCCUGAACAUGUUUGUCAGGAGGUUUCAAUGGAUCCUCCCUGUUGGGUACCAAGAGAAGUGGUGGGAAGUAGCCAACGCCUCUAACUGUUCCUCAGACCACCUGCAAAUGGCUAUGGAAGGCUACAUCGCUGUGGACUUCACACCCCUCAGUAACAGUCAGAAACGAGGAAUCUCAGGAAGGACCCCUCAAGAUUAUGAUGAGAAUUACAACAGGAUGCUGCUGCAGAAAGGCUUGGUUGCCAGCAAGUUCCAUGGAUUUGCCUAUGAUGGAGUUUGGGUAAUAGCCAAAGUAUUGACCAGGGUCAUUGAGUCAGUAAGAGACAGAGAGAGAUAUGACAUCUACCGGAACUUCACAAUCAGCGAUAAGGUGAUUGGACGAAUGGUCCGGGACUCCAUGAAGAAGACCAAAUUUGAAGGUGUAACAGGUCCAGUUUUUUUUAAACAUGGUGAACGCAAGAGACCUAUUGCAUUAAGCCAAUUUCAAGAAGGCCGGGAGGUCAAGUUUGGUGAAUAUAUUGCUGGAGCAGAAGUUUUGAAACUCCUUAACUACAUAAUUCGGUUUCCAGGACCCGAGCCGCCCAAAGAUCAGAAACCCUCUACGCGAUGGGGUGUUAUUUGUACUGUCUACAUCAUGUUGUCCGUUACUACGGGCCUGGUGAUGAGUAUGGCGUUCUUCUUCCUCUUCCUCCUCAUCAAGCAUCGCAACCAUUGGGUCAUCAAGAAUUCGACUCCAUUCACAGACUACCUCAUUAUACUGGGGACGAUUUUGGCCUGUAGCUUUGUGGUUCUCUAUGGGCUGGAUGGAUCCGUUUUGUCUGAUGAAGUGUUUGAAACUCUUUGCCCUAUUCGUGCAUGGACUCUUUCUGUAGGAUACGACAUAACGUUUGGAGCAUUGUUUGCCAAAACCUUGAGGGUUUGUUCAAUUGUAAAAAAGGAGAAAAAGAAAAAGAUUAUUAACGAUGACCAACUAUGGAUUAUAAUUGGAGGAAUGCUGCUGAUCGAUUUCUGUCUCUUACUCCUCUGGCAGAUAGUGGAUCCACUCAAACAAACAGUAGAAGAGUUGCGUUUUGAGGCUAUGCCAGGUGAUGAAGACAUGGCUGUGAGGCUGUUUCUGGAACACUGUGAAAGUUCCCACAUGACCACAUGGCUCACCAUUUUAUGUGGCUACAAAGGGUUCCUUACGUUACUUGGGUGUUUCCUGGCCUUGAGGACCAGGCACGCGGAUGUCUGUCUCUGCGAUGACUAUGACAGCAAGUACACAAGGCUGAGUGUGUACAGCUUGACGGUCAUGUCUGGCAUUGGAGCGUCUGGUGGGUUCCUGCCCCAGUACAACCCUAAUGUACAGGUUUGCCUCAUGGCCCUGGUUGUCAUCUGCUGCUGUAUCUGCACGCUGUGUUUGGUGUUCGUGCCCAAGCUUUUAAAAAUCCGAGACAAUCCCAAUGAAGUGGAUCCCUCUAUCUGGUUCCGGUGUGGUCCGACGAAAGAGGACUCUGAGAGCUCAAGUUCUCCUAGCAGUCUUGAUCAGGGCAGCAGGUCUUUUGAAAGCCUUUGUAAUGAAAACCAGCAGCUCUGGAGGAGAGUCACAGAGAUUUCCAACGAGUUGGAGGAUGUCGCCUUGCAAGUACUAGAGGAAGACCUGACUCCUCCCAGUAGACAGGGCCAUGAAGUGACCCUGACAGCCCAGAUGUGCUGUGAGGAUGUGUCAAGGAUGAGCAGGGAACUCAUGGAUGAUAUCAACUCACUUGAACACGUGCAAAGAAGACUGUCCGUGCAACUACCGAUUCUCCACCACGCCUACAUACCAGCCAUUGGGGGAAUGACUUCCAGCUGUUCCAGCCUUGUGAAUAGUCCACAUGUCCCUUGUGCACAACAGAGACAGGAAACAUAGUCAUAUCGGGUCGUGGUCACUGGGCUGUGACAAUGUUCCCACGACAACAUGCUUGAAAAGGACACUAUUAACAGAUAAAGGUAACAUUACAAAUAACAAAACAUUACACCAACAUUAUUACAAGCCAAGUGUUAAUUGUUAAUGUUGUCAACCCUGACGUGAUUACUUUAAUACUAUGUUUAAGGCUGUCAGUCUCUUUCAUCAAAUGGGAGGAAUUGUUGCCUAUUCUUCUAUACAGAACUGGGAUGUUUGAGGGCUGUUUUGAAUGUAUGGUCCUCCUUCCAUUUCUAUAGGAUUCAGAUCUGGGCUUUAUAAUCCAAUAUUAAACAUUUCUGAGCCGUUCUGUUGCAAUUGUUGGUUCAGCUUGACCUCUCACAGUUGGCCUUAUAUUCCCAAGUAUUCUCAGUUCCAAUGUGGAGUUCACAGUUGAAUUACUGACAGCAAGCUGGCCAGGCCCUGAGGCAGUGACGCAAACCAAAACCAGCCACCGUAUUUUAUUCUGUUCAAGUCAGUUCUUUGCAAAAUGACAUCUGUCAUUGCGGCUUAAAAACUCCACCUUUAACUCAUCUGCCCAAAACACAUUGCUUGUUAUUCCUUCCACACCAGCAGCGUGGGCUAAGUUUGUGCUGUCUUCGUCUGACAGUUGACCUGUGCAAUACUGUGCAAAAGUUCUAGGCCCCUCUUAAUAUAAUAAAAAAACUACUUUAAAGCCAUUUCUCUUAACAGUUAACUCUUUAUUUGAUAGAAUAUACAAUGUGUGACAUUGCAGUUAACACUAAAAAACAUGAAUAUGCAGAAUGCAGAACUGAAGCAAUUCACUUUACUAGUUUGUUUUAUAACUUUUGUAAGUUGUCCUCGAGUGUCCACAAAUGUCUUUGACAAUAAGAUAUCAAUUAAUAAUAUAACAAUAUUUGUAUAGGUAUGUAUUAUGUAUAUAUGGUUAUUUAUAGUUAUUCUAAUGUUAUAUAGUGUUUUGGAAGCAAACAAUUAAUAUCCAGAUAAAUAACUUUACACAAAUUAUUCAGACGGUCUAAGACUUUAGCACAAUACUCUAGAUAAUCCGUAAGGCAGGGGAAUGAUUGUCUUCAAAUGGUUCAGUAAACCCUAACAGAGUCAUUGGCGCAAUAAUAUUUUAAGGGUUCCAGAAAGGUCUUUCGAUCUUGACAUUAAUUAAUAGCACACACCUUUAUAAUUAAAAAUGCAGUGUGGAAUUUCUGACUGUAAAAGUGGUUGUGUCGUGCCAAAAAAGGGUCCCCCAAAAUGGUGAACUGUGUCAUGAAUGUGAGGACUUGGGCCCCAUGGCAUCUAAACCAUUGCUUUGGAAUGUCAUGUCUUACUCAGAUAUGAUAAGGGUCCUUAUGGGUCAGGAACAUCUAAACAACACAGCCACCAUAAAAAUGCAGAUUUACAAAAAUAUUUUUGUUAAUAGCAAAAUUCCUAGAUUGUAUCUUUAAAACCAAACCAAAUUUCUGAUCUUCAAGAACAUAAGAGCAUAAUGUUAGCAUAGUGCAUCUCCAGAUUUGUGGGUUCAGUAAGUACAGGGGCCCAGCAUGGCUGUACAUCACUUUGGAUAGGAGCGCCUGUUAAUGUACUCUCCAGUGUUUCUCUGAUGAUUUAUCUGUUUUAGGCAUCUAAUUCUAUUUUAAGCCAUUUAAUGGGUUGAUAAAGAAUGGACAAAUGGGUGUACUAAUUCUUUCUGCACAAUGAAAUUGCAUUUCUGUUCAUGUUAAUUGCAUUAAUGACUGCAAAGAGUUUUGUGUUAUUUGCUGAAUUAGGUUAAACAUAUCCGUUGAUCAAAAUAAGUAAAAAGAAAACAACCUUUCAGGAUGUAUACUGGUGACUUGAUGGAAGAAAUAUGAAACACUUUGGAAGUUGACCAUGUGUUUCCCAACAUGGGAGUUUUUGAUAUUGCAGCAGGGUACUGGUAAUGUCAUUAUUUACACAGUUUGUUAUGGUUCAGGGGUAGGACAUGCUGCCCCCCUUUUCUCUAAAAUAUUGAAUGGGAUUUUCCAAGUAUCAUAUUGCAAAAGCCGGAGAAUGAACUCCAAACUUGUAUUCUGAGGCAGAAUUUAACUCCUUAGUGAUUACAACUAAAGAAUCAAUUGUCUUUUAAAACUUUACCUCUGUCCUUGAGAACAACAGUGCUAUCUCUAAACAAAUAAGCAAUAAUCUCUAAGCAAAAUCUGUGUUAUGUCUCUACUGUCAGCCUUUUAAAAGCUAUUAAUAAUUGGUUUGAACUAUUGCAUAUUUGGCACAGAUUGUGAAAAGAAUUUCGCAAUACACCGUUGUUUGCCAGCUUUUUCCAUUUUGACAAGAACGUGCAAUAAUAAAUUAUGGAGGAGGAGCAUCACAACUUGGGGUUUAUAAGAAUGGUACAUCCAUCUCACUGCACAAAGGUGUGUGUUAGGUCCAAAGUAACCUUAGCUAAUUGCAGAAGGUCCUACAAUGUUCUCUACCAGAACCUCCAUUAUUCUGGCUGCUCUUCUGGCCAUUUUGGUUUUACAAGUGGAAUCCUCCUUCAGUGGUGGUAGCGGAGGAUCUUAUAGUUAUGAUCUGUCAAAACAAUCUGAGCUGACAAAGCUGUACAACUCCAAGGUUUAUCAAGCUGACAGGAUGAAAAGACCCCUGGAGGGGACAUCUUUUCAGCUUGGGCCUUUAAGCCACUCAGGGGUCCGGGUGACCUUAAAUGAUGGCACCAAGUGGCUUGUCCA
Molecule: messenger RNA, 5429 nt
Organism: Esox lucius (northern pike)
Lineage: Eukaryota; Metazoa; Chordata; Actinopteri; Esociformes; Esocidae
Product: gamma-aminobutyric acid type B receptor subunit 2
Exons: 20
Coding region: 103-2718 (871 amino acids)
Biological process (GO): G protein-coupled receptor signaling pathway; gamma-aminobutyric acid signaling pathway
Cellular component (GO): membrane; G protein-coupled receptor heterodimeric complex
Molecular function (GO): G protein-coupled GABA receptor activity
Source: RefSeq, a predicted model, not a curated record